AUGGCGCCCGUUGCAUUGGCCGACCUUGGGCCAGAGCCCGUGCCUCCAAUCACAGAUCCCAGCGUUUUCCCUCCAGAAGAUGCCGACGAAAGACUGAAGAAAUUGUGGAACUUGCACGGCCACCCGCACAGCAAGAGGUUCGCCAAUCCGGAGCUCACGAGUUUGGCCGCACUGGUCAAACACAACGCAGCCACACAGCCUUCGCAACCAGCGUUUCUGCAUCCACAGGGGGAAUCAUUUGCCAUCAUCGAUUGGGAGACGUUCGACAGGCUGGUUACCGCCGCAGCCACACAAUAUGCAGCCACGUUCCAGACGGAUAUCAACGCGGCAAAUGAGCACUCACGGCAGCCCACUGUAGCUCUGCUGGGCACCGGCAACACCAUCGACUAUCUGGUAACGCAGAUAGCACUCGUCAAACUACACAUCCGAGUGCUGUUGCUGAGCAACAAGAACGCCCCAGCCGCGCGAGAGCACCUGCUCCAAGCAUGCGACGCCGUUGGCAUCAUCGCCGACCAAACCAACGCAGCCACCCUCUCCGCUGAGAAUUGCCCUCGCCCACGCCACCCCCUGCUCACCUUGCAAGAUCUGGAAGCCGCCCUCGAAAUCCUGGCCAGCGAACCCCCCAAAGGCUUCUCCACCGACGACGAAUGGAACCUCCAGGCCAUGAUCAUCCACUCAUCCGGCUCGACGGGGCUGCCCAAGCCCAUCAUCCACACCAACAGGAGCCUCUGCCUCAUCGCGCGCAUGUACCGUCUAUUCCCCGACUUCGUCAUCGAAAACUGGUACCUCUGCUUCCCGCUCUUCCACAUCGCCGGCGUGUCCGUCGCGCUCAGCGGCCUGCCCACGGGGCUCCCCACCACCCUCCCGCCCACCGCCUGGCCCCCUUCUCCCUCGUCCAUCCUCGCCGCCUUCGCCGCCCUCGCCGCCCUCGGCCUCCCCGCCGACUGCCUGCACUGCGCGCCCAGCGUCAUCGCCGACCUGCACGCCCGCAUCGCCGCCACCACCGCCGACUUUGCGCCCCUCACCGCCCUCAAGGUCCUGCAGCCGGGAGGCGCGCCGCUGGCGCCGUCCCUGCUCGCCGCGCUGAAUGAGUUGGGCGCCAACGUCAAGACGACGUACGGCUCGACGGAGAUCGGGCCGCCGUUCAGGACGGUGCCGCACACGCGCGACAAUCCGUGGUGUUAUCGCGUGCGGAAUCUGUAUCCGGAGUCGCCGUUUGUGAGGAUGGAGGCGGUGGGGGAGAAGGAGGAGAAGGAGAACGGUGACGGCGACGGCGACGGAGGCGCCCCCCGCCUGUUCGAGUGCGUCGUGUACAAGGGGUUCGAGCUGGCGGCCGAGCUGUGGCUGGCGCCCGACGCGCCCGACGCAUACCGCACGGGCGACUUGUUCGUCGAGGUCGGCGGCAGGGGCAGCGGCUGCUACGAGCUGCUCGGCCGCGCCGACGACGUGCUCGUGCACGACAACGGCGAGAAGACGCACGCGGCGGCGCUGCAGACGGCGCUGGAGGAGAGCGGCGGCGGCCGUGUCGUCGCCAAGGCUGCUGUUUUUGGGAGUGGCAGGCCUUGCGUUGCGGCCGUUGUGGAGGUUGCGGCUGGAGCGAGGGAGCGUGGUGGUGGUGGUGGUGAUGGUGAUGAUGAGUUGGAGAAGACGGUGUGGGACGCGGUGCGCAGGUGCAACGAGUCGGCCGCGCGCCACUCGCGCAUCGACCGCGCCUUGCUGCUGGUUCUGGGCCCGGGCGAGAGCUUGCCCGUCACGCCCAAGGGGAACGUGCGGCGGAAGGAGGCGUGGAAGCUCUUUGGCGAUCGCGUGGACGACAUGUAUGAGAGGCAUCUACAGGGGGCGAGCGUUGGCGAUGAAGAUGGCAGCGCCGACGGCGCCGCUCUGUCCGAUGUUGACUUCAUCAGAGCUUGCGUGGCGCAGGUCUGCCAGCGGAAGGUGGAGCAUGUCGAGCCAGCGACAAGCUUCUACGAUUUGGGGCUCGAUUCUCAGGGUGCCAUCAAGCUCCGGUCGAGGCUUGUGAAGCGCUUUGGCGCGUUCCCGCUCAUGUUCAUUUUCGAACAUCCGUCGUUGGAGAAGCUUCAUGGCUAUCUGACGGAGACGAGGUUGGACUCGAAGGCUGUCGAUGCGGAAAAGGAGAGGCUUUCGUGGAUCGUGAAGAAGACCGACGAGUACAAAAGCGUCAUUGACGGGUGGGCGACCACUCGAACUCGACCCCGGGACCGGGAAGGCACAGGAGGCGAGGUCAUUUACCUCACCGGAGCAAGCGGAGCUUUGGGGAAUGCUUUGCUGGAAGUGUUCGUUCAGACGCCAGCAGUCCAGAAGGUGUACUGUGCCAUUCGUGGGCAGGAUCCCCUGCUAAAACUCCAGGAAUCGCUCCGAAAAAGAGGCUACGCAAAAGAAAUAUACGCGAACAGUAAGAUUUGCGCGGUGCCUUACGACAUGAAGGAUGAGAAGCUCGGUCUGGCACCCACGGAAUACGACCAACUUCUCAAUGAGGUCACGGUUGUCAUCCAUAAUGCCUGGAAGAUGGACUUCAACCAACGCGUUGAGAUGUUCGAAGCGGAUUGCUUGAACGGGACUAUGAACCUGCUUUCGUUCUGCUACGCUGGCACUCUCAAAUUCUUCUCUUUCAUGAGCAGUGUCGCCGCCUGCAUGGGGCAAGCGGCAAACAGCCAGCUGAUACCAGAAGCCCCAGUCUCCAAUGACCCAAUGAUGGCGCUCAACACGGGCUACGCACAGAGUAAAUUCAUAGUGGAGAAGAUGACCUACCACUACGCGACCGCCCUCUGCGUGCCCGUCAAGCUCUUCCGCGUCGGCCAGCUCUGCGGCCACUCGUCGCUCGGCGUCUGGAACAGCACCGAAAUGUGGCCCAUCAUGAUCUCCACCGGACUCAAACACCUGCGCGCCCUGCCCUCGUUGCCGUCGACAACAGUAAACUGGCUCCCCGUGGACGUUUGCGCAUCCAGCAUCGCCUCCUCCCUCUUCGCCACCGCCGCCGCCACCGCCACCACCACCGAUCCUUCCACCUACACCGUCCACAACCUUGUCAACCCAUCCCCGAUCUCUUGGUCGGCUUUCCUGUCCACCCUCGCCGCUGCGACUUCCUCACCCUCUUCCUCUUCCAACCCAUCCACGCUCGCCUUCGGGACGGUCAGCAUGCGGGAGUGGGUGACGAUGCUCGAGAGAGCGGCCGAGCAGGAACGCGAUGAGGUUCCGGGUCUAAAGCUUCUCGGUUUCUUCCAAGACACGGCGGCGGGAGUGGAUUUGGCGGCGAAGAGCAGCGAGGAGAAGGGAGGCAAGAACGGCGAGGGCGUCGAGUUCGUGGCCGCGAGCGUGCGCGGCGCGAGGGCCGUGGAUGAAGAAAUGGUGAGACUGUGGUUGGACAGGUGGAGGGACGAACGGUUUGUGUAG
This is a messenger RNA of Diplodia corticola, 3411 nucleotides long. RefSeq names its product male sterility protein. Gene Ontology annotation, molecular function: phosphopantetheine binding. The transcript has 5 exons. The record is from RefSeq and is a predicted model, not a curated record. Bases 1 to 3411 code for a protein of 1136 amino acids. Lineage: Eukaryota; Fungi; Ascomycota; Dothideomycetes; Botryosphaeriales; Botryosphaeriaceae.